Molecule: messenger RNA, 538 nt
Organism: Salvia splendens (bonfire salvia)
Lineage: Eukaryota; Viridiplantae; Streptophyta; Magnoliopsida; Lamiales; Lamiaceae
Product: monothiol glutaredoxin-S2
Exons: 1
Coding region: 105-413 (102 amino acids)
Source: RefSeq, a predicted model, not a curated record
UAUCUUUUCCUCUCUCUAUAUAUAGCACCUUAAGCUACAUCAAAUGUAGCACAACUUCAAAUCAAACUUCAUAUACAUUAAAAAAAGGUGUUAAUUUGCAAGAAAUGGAUACCAUUGUUAAGUUAGGAAGUGAAGGUCCAGUGGUGAUAUUCAGCAAGAGCAAUUGUUGCAUGUCGCAUACGAUCGAUACGUUGAUACGUGGCUACGGGGCGAACCCUAGGGUUUAUGAGCUCGACCAGCUGGCCGAUGGCGACCAGAUGGAGAAGGAAUUGAUGGCAUUGGGGUGCAACCCUAGCGUGCCUGCUGUGUUCAUAAACAAGGAGUUCGUAGGUGGCUCGAACGAGGUCAUGAGCCUCAAUAUUAGAGGCAGGCUCAAGCCAUUGCUCAUUAAGGCCAAUGCUAUUUGGGUAUAGAUGGAAAUUAGGGUAAGGGAGUAGUUAAUAAGUUUAACAACAACUUUUUUCUUUUUGGCCUAGAGUUAUUAAAAGAAUACAUAAUUAAGUUCAAUUUUUAGCAUGUUUAUCAUGUUAUAGAGUUA